Molecule: messenger RNA, 339 nt
Organism: Staurois parvus
Lineage: Eukaryota; Metazoa; Chordata; Amphibia; Anura; Ranidae
Source: the annotation of a GenBank genome assembly
CUGUGUCGGCUCGGUCAUGUGAUCAGCUGUGUCCAAUCAUAGCUGAUCACUGAUGAUCAGUGUGCCCUGAUGAUUAGCGUGGCCCCAGAAGUGCCACCUGUCAGUGCUCAUCAGUGCCAGUGCCCAUCAGUGCCACGUGCCAGUGCCCAUCAGUGCCACAUCAAUGCCACAUAUCAGUGCCUACCAGUGCACAUCAAUGCCACAUAUCAGUGCCCAUCUGAGCUGCCUUUUAAUGUCACCCAUCAUUGCCAGUCAGUGCCACCUAUCAAUGCCAACCAGUGCCACCUAUCAGUGCUGCCAAUCAGUGCCACCUAUCAGUGCCAGUCAGUGCCGCCUAUC